UUGUUGCCGUUAAAUUUUGGUUGAUAUUUUUGAAGUACUAGAUUAUUUUACCUCCACCACAAACAAAAACUGAAACCUGUGGCUUGCAGUUCCCCUCACAGACAGCUUCACUACGAUUCAAAGUCCAGCUCUCUCGGUCUCGACCGGAGCCAAAGAGGCAGGCAGCUGCUCAAUAACUCCAUGGCUGCCGCCAGAGCCACUAUCUCUCACUUUCUCUCUAUAUCAGAUGUUGCGAACAACCCUUUUCAUUCUCGCAAGCUCUCUACAAAUCGCAGUUUCUCACUCUCUACUCCAACUCUUCUUCAUCCCAAGGCAUCUAAAAACAACAAUUCCAACACUUCGCUCGAAUCGUCCCGCCAAAAACAGCCUAGGAAAUCUCGGUCCCCUCUCCCUCGCGAACCUGUGAAUUUUCCUGAAUCUAACCCGUCUUUUCCGCUUUUUGGCCGGUUAAGAGAUGGGUUUAAGAUAGAUGAGCUUGGUUCGGAUAUUUUAUCUAUUGCACUGCCUGCUGCGUUGGCUUUGGCUGCUGAUCCCAUUGCUUCAUUUGUUGAUACAGCCUUUGUUGGUCAUUUGGGGUCGGUUGAAUUGGCGGCGGUUGGUGUAUCAGUAUCAAUAUUCAAUCUGGUGUCAAAAUUGUUUAAUGUUCCUUUACUAAAUAUCACAACAUCCUUUGUUGCUGAAGAGCAAGUGUUAAUUAGAAAAAGCAAUGAUGAUGGUGAAUUUGAGCAUCAAGGCAAGAAAGUUCUUCCCUCGGUAUCCACUUCCCUGGCACUUGCAGCUGGCCUUGGCCUUGCAGAAGCAGUUGCACUCUCAGUUGGUUCGGGUUUCUUACUGAAUAUCAUGGGUAUACCUAUUGAUUCACCAAUGCGUGGACCAGCUGAACAAUUUCUGACAUGGAGGGCCUUUGGUGCCCCGCCGAUUGUAAUAGCACUUGCUGCUCAAGGCACUUUUCGUGGAUUUAAGGAUACCAAGACACCUUUGUAUGCCAUUGGUGCAGGCAGCUUACUAAAUGCAAUAUUGGAUGCAAUCUUGGUAUUUCCUAUUGGUUUUGGUGUUAGAGGUGCUGCAGUUGCUACUGUGAUUUCUGAAUAUCUGAUUGCCAUUAUUCUUCUCUGGGAGUUGAAUGGGAAAGUUGCACUGAUCUCUCCGAAUGUUGACUGGAGAAAAGUUCCCCUCUACAUAAAAUCUGGUGGACUUCUUAUAGGCAGGACAAUAGCGACCCUUGGAACUUUGACACUUGCAACAUCACUGGCAGCUAGACAGGGCCCCAUUCCUAUGGCUGGUCAUCAGAUUUGCGUUCAAGUUUGGUUGGCGGUAUCUUUGCUAACUGAUGCUUUAGCACUCUCUGGUCAGGCUCUUCUUGCCACUAAUUACUCCCAAGCAAAUUAUCAACAAGCUCGCAAAGUGAUUUACAGUGUUCUAAAGAUUGGUUUGGUAACGGGAUUUUCUUUGGCCGUCUUCUUAUUAAUUGGAUUUGGAGCAAUUUCUGGCUUAUUUACAACAGAUUCAGCUGUUCUCCAAAUUGCCUGGUCUGGUACUUUGUUUGUUGCUGGGUCUCAGCCAGUGAAUGCCGUGGCAUUUGUUCUUGAUGGGCUCUACUAUGGGGUUUCAGACUUCGAAUAUGCUGCCGUGUCUAUGGUGGUAGUUGGAUUGAUCUCAUGUGCAUUCCUAGUGGUGGCUGAUUCUUUGUUCAGUCUUGGUGGAGUGUGGACUGGCUUAUUCCUCUUCAUGACCUUGCGUGUGGUUGCUGGAUUUUGGAGGUUGGGCACAAAAAGUGGGCCAUGGAAAAUGAUUUAUUGUGAUAUGGAGAGAGGAAAGGGAUAAGAUUAAGAAGAAAGCAUCUAAGUUGGCAGGGCCAAAGCUUUCAGUCUAUGUGAGAAGGUGGUGGCAAGCAGCAUUCAUAUUUAACUUCUAAUUCAGGCUAAUUGGAUUCAGAAUGAACACAAGAUUUUCCAUACUUUUAAGAUGGCAUCACCCGGUUACAUGUCAGAAUUGAAUUGACUCCACCAAUGUGAAUUUGUUU
Messenger RNA from Hibiscus syriacus, 2023 nucleotides. RefSeq names its product protein DETOXIFICATION 44, chloroplastic-like. Gene Ontology annotation, molecular function: xenobiotic transmembrane transporter activity; antiporter activity. Gene Ontology annotation, biological process: transmembrane transport. NCBI's taxonomy places the organism in Eukaryota, Viridiplantae, Streptophyta, Magnoliopsida, Malvales, Malvaceae. Gene Ontology annotation, cellular component: membrane. The transcript has 13 exons. Bases 181 to 1824 code for a protein of 547 amino acids. The record is from RefSeq and is a predicted model, not a curated record.